UUGUAUGUGUCAUUUCCAUCUCGUGACAGCUUUUUUCAGGAUGAGCUGCGCCCACAAAAUGUUCCUCCAGUGCGCAUUGGUCUUCCCGAUCGCCUAGACGGCCUUCGUUUGGGAGGAGUCGGACGCAGUCGGGACGUAACACCAUCAACUCCAUCUUCGUGUUCUUCGGCAUCCUCUCGCAGCACAUUCCAUACUGAUCGCACACUUCCAGCAAGGGACAUGCCUCCCCUACCUGAUGUGGUUUCUGGUGAUGCACUGCUUCACGAUGGGAACGGAGUUAUCGAGGAUGAUGUUGGGACAUUAGUUGCACCACGACCAGCUCCACGAACUCUGCGAGCUAAUCAGAGUCCUGUACACCGAUCUUCAUCGUUAGAGCACAACGAUGCUGUACGCAUGCGAGCGAUUACUAGUGAUGAGGCUGAUCGACCAAAAACCUACUUUGGAAUGCCGGUUACUCCUAAGGUGGUUAUGGGUGCAUGUUUCACCAAGAUGGUUCAUGAAUGUAGUCUUCGAAUCAAUUGCGCUGGCUCUUGGGUGCAUCCGGGGACUGGUGCACAGUUUCUGCUCCUCGGAUGCGAGGAGGGAAUCUAUGCUGUCGAUACUAAUAAGCUGUAUGAUGGGGAAUUGAACAAGAUUUCUAUUCUAGGUAUACAAGGUGUAGGAGUAGAAUCACAAAGGCGCUUUCAGAUCCAUCAUAGACGAUGCUCAUGGUUAUAUGUACACCAUGAUGUGCUUAUGGCAAUGCAAGGCAGAACUUCUUACUUGUACAGACAUGAUUUGGUAGCGCUUUCUCAAAAGAAUCUCACAUUGCGUAUUAGCAAACCGAUCAAUAAAGUACCCGAGAGAUACAUUCCCAAAAAACUUGCGAUAACUGUUCGACUGCCAGAAACAAAAGGUGCCCUUCAAUGUACAACUUCGCGUGGAACUGGACCUCAGGCUGGGGCCGUUUUCCUCUGCUGUUGCACUCCCUCUUCAGUGUUAUUGUUUCAGUGGUAUGAACCACUGAACAAGUUCCUGCUUGUCAGGUCAUCUGAACUGGAUGCAUCCUCACGUUUCCCGCUAAGUCCCUUCAAGUUGAUUAACGCUCGCACCGAUUUUCCUCAGCUCUGUAUUGGCGUACAGGCUACUGAAAGCAAUGACAAAUACGAUUUUAGCUGGGUGAAGUUUGAAGACAGAAAGGUUUGUUUUGCUGUUAUGCUCAUUAUUUUGCACAGAAUUAGUUUAGCAAUUGAAGUUCUAGAGGUUCUAAAUUCCCAAGAAACACUUGACAUUUUGGUGUUCAACAACGCAAAACUUGAUGUAGUGGGGAUGUCACAAAUUGGAAAGGAUUCAUUGCUUUUUGCCUAUAAAAAUAAGGUGGUUAUUACUGAUUUGGAGGGAAGAGAAAAGACAAAAUUAGCUGUUUUUACAUUCAAUUUCCAUAUAGAAUACAUACAUACAAUGCCGGAUUCCAUAUUAGCUUUUCACUCCCAUGGAGUACAGGUAUGUUAACU
Molecule: messenger RNA, 1493 nt
Organism: Strongylus vulgaris
Lineage: Eukaryota; Metazoa; Nematoda; Chromadorea; Rhabditida; Strongylidae
Source: the annotation of a GenBank genome assembly